AGUUUCAUGUACCUUCCUGGAGGCUCUAUAAGCGCUCCUGUAACCCCACCUUUAAGCUCCCCAACAGCUCGUGGAAUGAACCAAAUCAACAACUCUUUCUUUGUAUCCUCAACACCGCCUAGUCCCACUAGGCAGCAGACCGUCCCUGACUCUGAGUGGUUCGCUGGGAUUCAACUCGCGCUAAGCGUUCCUGCUUCACCAACGUUUAGUCUCGUCUCACGAAACCCUUUUGGGUUUAGAGAAGAUCAACUGGCGUCUGCUGGUGGAGGUGGUGGGUCGAGAAUGUGGACGCCAGGUCAAAGCGGGACUUGCUCGCUGGCAAUUACUCAGACAGAAGAUGUUCCAAUGUCUGAAGCUGUGGCUCCUCCUCCAGAGUUUGCGUUUGGGAGUAACGCAAACGGGAGCGAAAGCAUGGGAAGGAGAGAGAGGAUACAUGAAGAGAGUGGUUCUGAUGAUCUCGAGCUCACUCUUGGAAACUCAAGCACUAGGUGUAAUUGAAAAACCGGUUCCAAUCAAACCAUUUUUCAAUAUGUCGCUUCAAUUUUAUUUUCCCAUGUAAGGCCUCAAAGUGAAAUAUUCGUUUAUUUGUAACCAUGCUAACCAACCUAAAACCCCGGUUUGGUAUGGUUCUAAUCAGAUUACGUUCUUUACAUUUUCGGGUUUAUGGUAAUAGUUACACACUCUCAGAGACAACGAAUCAAAUUACAUUAUUGUUUCAAAUUUAUUAUCAUUAGUCAACAAUGACCGCUUCAACACGACAAAAUAGGGUUCUUGCAGGUGACAGAGGAGCCUCUGUUUAUAACGGCUACAGAUUUCAUUUUCCGACAUAUAUUGACUUGCUUUUCUUUUGCUUGAUCCUCUUUAGAGGAGCAUUAAACCUACCUCUUAACUUGGUUUUUAAGAGGUGGAUCCCACCAUUAUCUUUAAACCUGGUUCUUUCUCCUUUUCUGCAAGAAGAGACUUUAGUUGGG
Brassica napus (rape) is the source of this 971-nucleotide messenger RNA. Its product is annotated as BES1/BZR1 homolog protein 4-like. The transcript has a single exon. The record is from RefSeq and is a predicted model, not a curated record. Gene Ontology annotation, biological process: brassinosteroid mediated signaling pathway; DNA-templated transcription. Gene Ontology annotation, molecular function: DNA-binding transcription factor activity. Lineage: Eukaryota; Viridiplantae; Streptophyta; Magnoliopsida; Brassicales; Brassicaceae. Bases 7 to 498 code for a protein of 163 amino acids.